UGUUGUGUGUUUGUCAGAUUGUGGUAAAGGUCGAGUCAAACCCCACAGACGCUCAGGACACUGUGUGUGACAGUAAUCACACCUUGAAUCAGGAUGAAUCUACUGAUCAAACCUCCACAGAGUCUCUGGAUUCUGUCUGUAACGCUGGAGAACAGCAGAUCCUGAACACCAGACCACUGAACAUGUGUUCUGUCACACUGAUGGACUGCAGGAAACUGAUGGAGAUGAAGACUGAACUCACAGUAAAGGAAGAACAGACUGAUGAAGAUGAUGAUUUGUUUCCUUCAGUGAAACUGAUGAGUGACUGCGAGAACGUAAUGGAGAUAAAAACAGAACCUAAACCAGAGGUGAAGACUGAUGAAGAAGAGAAUUAUGAAGAUUUACUUCCUUCAGAUGAGAGCGGUGAUUCAUGUGGUGAUGGAGAAACGGCCUCUACAUCAAAACAGCGACUGACAGCACAAACUCUUUCCUGCAUCACCUGUGGAAAGACAUUCAGUUCACAGAGACGUUUAGAGACACAUGAGAGAAAACACACAGAACAGAAACUCUUCACCUGCACCAGAUGUGACAUCAGCUUUCCUACCUUACAAGAGAAGAAACUUCAUUCACAAGAGCACAGAGACAAGAAACACUUUCACUGUCAGCAGUGUGAGAAGAAUUAUAGCUCCACUUCCAGUCUGAAACGUCACAUGAGGACACACACCGUAAAAACACCUUUCCCCUGCAGUGAAUGUGACAAGUGUUUCAGAAGCCAAGGAAAUCUUCUAACCCAUCAGAGAAUUCACACAGGCGAAAAACCAUACAAGUGUCCUCACUGCGAGUGGAAAUUUAAGUACAAAUUCCAUCUCACGAAACAUGCGACUGUUCACACCAAUGAGAGACCGUAUGAGUGCAGUGAAUGUGGAAAAACGUUUAAGCAGCCAUAUGAUCUAAAGUCACACCAGAGAACUCACUCUGAGGAGAAACUCUAUCAGUGUUCACACUGUGAUAAACGCUUCCUUAAAAAUUCUAAUCUGGUAACUCAUGAGAGAAUUCACACUGGAGAGAAACCUUAUCACUGCUCUCACUGUGGAAAGAGAUUUGCUGAUCCAUCUCAUUUCAGAGAUCAUCUGAGAAUUCACACUGGAGAGAAACCUCAUUACUGCAGACUUUGUGGGAAUGGUUUCAGAAGAUUGGAUACUCUAGUAAAACACCAGAGAAUUCAUACAGGAGAAAGACCUUAUAAAUGUUCUCAGUGUGACAAGACGUUUGCUCGACCAGAUGCCCUGAGAUCCCAUCAGAAAGUUCACACUGGAGAGAAACCUUAUCACUGCUCCAUCUGUGGAGAGAGAUUCUCUCAGUUAGGAAGUCUUCGAAAUCACCAAAAGAAACAUGCUGAAGAACAAACUCCUACGGAAUCAUCAAAGUCACCUCCUGAGAUGUUGACGAUGACGUCACAGGCGGAUGUGAAGUGCUCCGGACACACACAGUGUUCAGGGGAACAGAUGGACUGCACGAAACUGGAAAUAAAAACAGAGCCCACAGUAAAGGAAGAACAGACUGAUGAAGAUGAGAAUCAUGAUGAUUGUGUUCCUUCUGUCAAACUGGAGAACAGUGAGAACCUGGAGAUAAAGACAGAACUCAAAGAAGAAGAACAGACUGAUGAAAAGACUGAAGAAGAGACUGAUGAAGAGAAUGAUGAAAAGACUGAAGAAGAGACUGAUGAAGAGACUGAUGAAGAGACUGAUGAAGAGAACGAUGAAAAGACUGAUGAAAAGACUGAAGAAGAGAAUGAUGAAGAUAAUGAUGAACAGACUGAUGAAGAGAAUGAUGAAAAGAUUGAUGAACAGACUGAUGAAGAGACUGAUGAUGAUGAUGAUUUCAUUCCCUCGGAUUCAUGUGGUGAUGAAGAAACGGCCUCUACAUCAAAACAGCGACUGACAGCACAAACUCUUUCCUGCAUCACCUGUGGAAAGACAUUCAGUUCACAGAGACGUUUAGAGACACAUGAGAGAAAACACACAGAACAGAAACUCUUCACCUGCACCAGAUGUGACAUCAGCUUUCCUACCUUACAAGAGAAGAAACUUCAUUCACAAGCGCACAAAGACAAGAAGUUUAAUUGUGAGCAGUGUGGGAAAAGUUUUGCCACCUCGUAUAAUAUAAAAGUUCACCUAAUGUCACACACUGGAGAAAAACCUUUCCACUGCAGUGAAUGUGACAAAUAUUUCAGCUGCAAAGCUUAUCUUGUUGCUCAUCAGAGAAUUCACACGGGAGAAAAACCGCACAAGUGUCCUCACUGUGAGAAGAGAUUUGGCCGUAAAACUCAUCUAAACAGACACGUGCGUGUCCACACCGCUGAGAGACCGUAUGAGUGCAGUGAAUGUGAAAAAACCUUCAAGCAGUUAAACGCUCUCGAGUCACACCAGCAGAAACACACGGAUGAGAAACUCUAUAAAUGUUCACACUGUGAUAAAAGUUUCCAUCAGAAAGCUCUGUUGAUACGCCACGAGAGAGUUCACACUGGAGAGAAACCUUACCUCUGUUCUCACUGUGGAAAGAGCUUUACUACAUCAAGUACUUUCUGCAUUCAUCAGAGAAUUCACACUGGAGAGAAACCGUAUCACUGCAGUGUUUGUAAGAAGAGUUUCACUACACAAGGGACCUACUCCAGGCACAAGAGAAUUCAUUCAGGUGAAAGACUUUACAAAUGUUCUCAGUGUGACAAGACAUUUACUCAGUCAAGUGCCUUAAAAACCCACCAGAGAGUUCACACUGGAGAGAAACCUUAUCACUGCUCCAUCUGUGGAGAGAGAUUCGGUUAUUUAGGAAGAUUGCAGAUUCAUCAGAAGAAACAUGCUGAAGGUCAAACUUCACUGGAUUCAUCCUAGCGUCUUGCGUUUUUAGGGGUUAUAUUUACACUAUAUCUAAUCUGAAAUAAUUUGCAUAAACUCACAGUUCUCUAUAUAUUCCUCUGGUCCUUUGAAAAUAAUCGUCUUCUUAUUGGUUUGAGUCGGUCUUUAUUUUUCUCCUGUAUGAAUGGAAAUUAAUCAGUUUUAUGUUGUAAUUCUCAUUAGUCACUUCUUGUUCAUAUGACAGUUUGUAGUCAAUGAUGUGCAGCAGAUAUUUUUAAGCAUAAGUUUUACAGUACAUAUGCUACUUUGACAUACAAAUCAGAAUGAUCUCCUCGAGUGCUUGUCCAGCAUGCAUCUAAUGGUUACUGGUAUAGUAUCUUGAGUAUUUUCAGAAUUGUCUGGAGGUUUAAUGAGGGCUUUUUUUUGCAACUUCUGAGUCUAAUGUUUAAUGAGAAAUGUGUGUGAUCGCUCUGAUAGCACAUGAAGACAGAAGUUAUUGUCGUGGUGUUGUGUUUAUUUAUAGCUGGAAGUAAACUAUGCUGGAAGUUUAUUAAAUGUUUUGAACAAAGUCACUAUUACUGUAUUAAAAAUCUUUAUAUUUUUCUCAUUUA
Molecule: messenger RNA, 3445 nt
Organism: Triplophysa dalaica
Lineage: Eukaryota; Metazoa; Chordata; Actinopteri; Cypriniformes; Nemacheilidae
Product: zinc finger protein 271-like
Exons: 5
Coding region: 183-2870 (895 amino acids)
Biological process (GO): regulation of transcription by RNA polymerase II
Molecular function (GO): RNA polymerase II cis-regulatory region sequence-specific DNA binding; DNA-binding transcription factor activity
Source: RefSeq, a predicted model, not a curated record